AUCAAAAUCAAGCCAACAGAGGCAAACUAAUUUAAGCUAAGCUAUCUAUGCGCAGAAAAAGCGAAUCACGUCUCAUACCGAACAACAGGUGGGUUAUUACAGGUAGGAAACUGCCUACACAUUCACCUCUUCCAACAGAGAUGUCGUACCACGAAAUUAACCGCGGCACACUUUUGUAACAAUCCAACAAAACAACUCUAAAGCAGCAGGAUUGGCUCAGUCCACUCUAAGCUUCCGGACGUGAAACGCAACACUAGUCGUAACAUAAACAAAGUGCCUUAAACCUGUGUUUUGUGCAGUGAAAAUGUAGUAGUGCCGUGUUCUGAUUUGGAGUUAACGCGACAACAUCAUGGGCUUUUCGGUGCAUCUUCAGGGCAAGAUCGCUCACGAGGCCCUUCUUUCGCGGCAAGACGCCGAAAUCCGGCUGAUGGACUCGAUGAAGCGCUGGAUUGUGAACAAGGUUAAAUGCGACAGGGAUUACGCGAUAUCGUUGAGCAGCACUGCGGCCCAGGGCCUGAAGACCACCCCUGGAGACGACUUGGCAGGAAGCCUCGUUGCCACGUCGUGGAGGAGCAUAAUGGAGGAGCUCGACAACACCGCAAAGCAAAUCAGGCAGAACGCAGAUAGCAUCGAAAGCAAAGCACUGGACGCUUUGAACUCUUUGAACGUGGAAAAAAGAAAAGUCAGGAAGUUGUAUCAGGAGGAGCACACGAGGAUCCUGCUGCAAUUCACGCACUUAUCUGACGAAGUAAACAGGAAAAAAACUGAAUAUCAAAAAUACUUGGAACUGUAUAAAUUAAUGAGGAGCAGGUUCGAAGAACAUUACGUAAAAUCUGGUAGAGGCGGUAGAAAACUCGACGACGUCAGAGAUAAAUAUCAAAAAGCCUGCAGAAAGCUGCAUUUGACUCAUAACGAGUACGUUUUACUGCUUUGUGAAGCUGUUGAGUUCGAGAAGGACUUCAGGACAGUCCUGCUACCAGGACUCCUGGAACACCAGCAGUCCUUGCAGGAAGCUUUCAUCCUUUCGCUGAAGCAUAUUUUGCAGGAGAUUGCAAACAACUCGGACCUUUCUUCGGAAAAAUUUAGAGAAAUUCACAAAAGAAUAGAAAAUUGUUUGGAUACAAUAAAACCUCAUGAAGAAUAUAAGGAUUUUACAGAAAAAUACAAGUCAACCCCCGCAGAACCGAUAAAAUUUACGUUCGACGAAAGUCUGGUCGAAGACAGCGCCGGCAAACUCCUCCCCAACCAAUUGACAGUCGACAAUUUGACAGUCGAAUGGCUACGCACGAAACUUAACGAUCUCGAAGCGAGCAUCAAAGAGAACCAGGAAAAACGAAACCAACUCACGAACAGUCACGAAGGCCUGGCCAACGGCAAAACCACGCCCACAAGCGAAAUAAACAACAGGUUGUCCACCAAUGUCGACACGUCCAAAAAAGAGAUAAACGAAUUGAAAUGUCAGGAAAGGAAGAUGUUAAAACAGACUGAACUUAUAAAAAGUGCCUUAAACGAAUUGGGUUGUGAGGAAGUGCCAUCCGGGUGUGAUUUGUCUUUGGAUAAUCAAACUUUUAUCAGUAAUUCUAGUGAACAGGGUGGUUCUGAAACGCAUCUGAGCAAACGCAGUCCUUUUAACCAUCAAAAGUUGGUAAAAAUGCUGCGAAAACCGUUUCGACGGAAAUCAGCGCCAUCGUCGCCGGUGGCGCCCCCACGAACAAGGCACAGCCGCAGCGAUUCGGCGCCCAGAAGCGAAGGCGGCGACCCUGUUUCAAUAACAACCAACAAAUCAUUGGUGGACGAGGAAUGGUUCCAUGGGGUACUCCCGCGCGAAGAAGUAGUUAGACUUUUAACAACGGAUGGAGAUUUUUUGGUCAGAGAAACCACAAGAAACGACGAAUGUCAAACGGUCUUGUCAGUUUGCUGGGGAGGCCACAAACAUUUUAUCGUCCAAACCACAGCUGAGGGUCACUACAGAUUUGAAGGGCCAGCCUUUCCAAGUAUUAGAGAAUUAAUUUUGUACCAAUUUAAUAGCAGUCUUCCUGUGACAGGCAGAUCGGGCGCUAUUUUAUAUAAACCUAUCCCCAAGGAACGAUGGGAACUUAAUAAUGACGACGUCAAUUUGCUUGACAAACUAGGGAGAGGAAACUUCGGAGACGUAUACAGGGCACAGCUAAAAAACAGCAACGAAAUAGUGGCAGUGAAAACGUGCAGAGUAACUUUACCGGAAGAACACAAGAAAAAGUUCUUGCAAGAAGGCAGGAUUCUCAAACAGUAUGACCACCCUAACAUAGUAAAACUUAUAGGGAUAUGCGUCCAAAAACAACCGAUUAUGAUAGUCAUGGAAUUGGUACCAGGUGGUUCACUGCUAACAUUUUUGAGGAAAAAAUCUUCGAACUUAACUGACGCACAGCUAAUGAAAAUGUGUCUUGAUGCGGCAGCUGGUAUGAGAUAUUUGGAAUCUAAAAAUUGCAUACACAGAGAUCUGGCAGCGCGUAACUGUCUUGUCGGUUACAAUAACGUGGUAAAAAUAUCAGAUUUUGGUAUGUCAAGGGAGGAAGAAGAAUAUAUAGUAUCAGACGGUAUGAAACAGAUACCAAUCAAGUGGACUGCUCCUGAGGCACUAAAUUUCGGGUAUAGAAUGCCGGCCCCGGACAACACCCCGGACGAGAUGUACCGGCUGAUGGUGCGAUGCUGGGAGUACAAGCCGGAAGUGCGGCCGAACUUCGAGCAGAUCUACACGGUGGUCGACACGCUGUGCGCCGCAUACAGGGUGUCGUUUUUAUGAUGAAAGGCGAAAAUUUUCGGAAAAUAAAAAUUUGAUGAUAAAUUUGCAAUAUUUCUGUGAUUUAUACGUGUGUAACUGGCAAAAAAUUAGAUCUGACAUAUUUAUUGUGAAAGUAUUUUUUUAUCUACAUACAGUUUGUGUUGGUUGCAUUUUUUUUUAAGUUUCAAAAACUUGUCUAGUUGUCAUAUUUUUUUGGAUAUUUUAUUAAAGUUAUGUUAAAUAAUUAUUGUAUGUAACUAACACUAAAAUUGCUAAAACAUUCAAAUCAUUGUAUUAUUUUAAUAUGUAUUUAGACUAUAAUGUCUACUUAAAUAUAUUGUUAUUAAGUUUUAAUA
Molecule: messenger RNA, 3117 nt
Organism: Brassicogethes aeneus
Lineage: Eukaryota; Metazoa; Arthropoda; Insecta; Coleoptera; Nitidulidae
Source: the annotation of a GenBank genome assembly